GCUGCGCCGGGUAUUUAUCUGGAGAGUCGUGACUGGCCCGUUUACACCGUUAGUUAGGCGAUUAGACGGUUCUUGUUUUACCCGGUGUUGCAUUCCCAGUCCGUGGCCUUCGAUUAGUUCAAGUCAAGUGCGAUUUUUUUUGUUGUUGAGCCAUCCGUACAUAUUAGCUUUGUAUAACUUAUUUUCUUCAAGAAUGUCGAGCUCAAGCCCCGAAUACGCACCGUUCUUCGCAGUGAUGGGUGCCUCUGCUGCCAUGGUGUUCAGCGCCUUGGGAGCAGCCUACGGCACGGCAAAGAGCGGCACAGGUAUUGCUGCCAUGUCUGUGAUGAGGCCGGAGCUCAUCAUGAAGUCCAUUAUCCCCGUGGUCAUGGCUGGUAUUAUAGCCAUCUACGGCCUGGUAGUAGCAGUACUGAUCGCCAACAACACCUCAGAAACUAUCCCUCUAUAUAAGAGUUUCCUCCACCUCGGAGCUGGACUGAGCGUGGGCCUCAGUGGGCUGGCAGCAGGCUUUGCCAUCGGCAUCGUGGGCGACGCAGGUGUGAGGGGCACAGCUCAACAGCCGAGGCUUUUUGUGGGCAUGAUCCUCAUCUUGAUUUUUGCUGAGGUCCUGGGUCUCUACGGGCUCAUUGUUGCCCUCAUUCUGUCCACAAAGUAAAUGCCCCGAUCAUCUCCACUAUGAGAUCGAUUCUUAUGUUGCUGCUGGAGAACGUGUAGGGGGAAUAAAAAUAAAAAUCUGCCAUGCAAGAUGACAGAAAUGAAGGUGGAGAAAAAAUGAUUUAAAAUGGCUCCAUAAACAUGGUCUUUUUCUCAAUAAUGUGUACAGUCAACUUGUAAAUGCGCAAUGUAGUGAUUUGUCUGUCUCGUGUGUGUGUGUGUGCGUGUGUGUUUAAAAAGGAACAAAGAAAAUAUAUAAGAUAAAGAUUUUUCUUCCCUCAAGUUAUUUCAGACUUUGAAUCCAGCUGAGGCAGCUUGGAUUCUGGUUUUAGCGCUGACCAAAGGGCCGCACAGCAUUUUCUCCUCCCAUGUGUACAUGGUAGUUGUAAGCAUAUCUAAAUUAAUCUCCAGGAUCUAUUUGUAAAAACAAUUGCAUAUGGACUCAAAUUAUUUUUGUUUUCCACUGAUUUUAUUUAUAAAUUGUUCAAAUGCAGCAAAAGUCUAAUUGUCCAGGAUAUUUACAUAUAUAAAUAUAUAUACAGAUGUAUAAAUACCUAUAUAGAUUUAUUUAAUGCACUGUGGGUUAAUUGUGGUUGGAAUUCCUCCGGAUGUGAUUCUUGGUUAAAUAAUUAAGACUGCCUUUAGUACGUUGCUGGUGAAGUGGGAGUUUUCUGUGUAGCUAUAUUCUAAUCAAAGUGCAAACAUACUUAAAAACUUCAGUGUUUUUUCCUGUAGUGCCGCUGUUUGCAUUAAAGGUGGGUGUGUGUGCGCACGUGCCCUAUGUCGGGUCUCACCGGUGUAAUUUUCACAUUCCAUCUCCACUCUUCUUCACAACCUCCCAGUUCAUCUGUGGCUGUACCUCGUCUCUUCUUCAUUCCAGCCAUUUAAAUCCUGCAUGGGGUUCAGUGUUUUCUCGCUCUUGGAUUAUGAACUUGCAGAGCAGGUUUCAGAAGAUUUAAUCCAGGUCAGAAUGCAACUUGAACAUUAAAUAAAAGUAAAAUUCCCAAAGAAAACUAUAAAAGAUAUCGUUUAGAUCAAGCGGCAAGUCAAAAGUAGAUGAGUGGUUACAUUUUUCAUAGUUUUCUGCAGAUUUGAUCUGAAGUUUGUUUUCUGGAAAUGACACUGCUGGUGCAUAUGAGCAAAGCGGCCAUCUUGAAUCCUGUACAAGCGCUGGUAUUGAAGCUAUCCUGAUGUAUCAACGUUUUCACUAUUAAAGAUUUCAACUUUUGACUGAC
This is a messenger RNA of Nematolebias whitei (Rio pearlfish), 1889 nucleotides long. RefSeq names its product ATPase H+ transporting V0 subunit cb (gene atp6v0cb). NCBI's taxonomy places the organism in Eukaryota, Metazoa, Chordata, Actinopteri, Cyprinodontiformes, Rivulidae. The transcript is spliced from 3 exons. The record is from RefSeq and is a predicted model, not a curated record. Gene Ontology annotation, biological process: proton transmembrane transport. The coding region runs from base 194 to 655 and encodes 153 amino acids. Gene Ontology annotation, cellular component: proton-transporting V-type ATPase, V0 domain. Gene Ontology annotation, molecular function: proton-transporting ATPase activity, rotational mechanism.